Messenger RNA from Chenopodium quinoa (quinoa), 2197 nucleotides. RefSeq names its product alpha-L-arabinofuranosidase 2-like. The coding region runs from base 784 to 1425 and encodes 213 amino acids. The record is from RefSeq and is a predicted model, not a curated record. NCBI's taxonomy places the organism in Eukaryota, Viridiplantae, Streptophyta, Magnoliopsida, Caryophyllales, Amaranthaceae. Gene Ontology annotation, molecular function: alpha-L-arabinofuranosidase activity. The transcript has 4 exons.
GAGGAAUACUAUAAAAUAAAGGUAAAAGGUAAUGUGAAAAUAUGAGUGAGUGUUAAAAAAAAAUAUGAGUGAGUGUUAAAAAAAUGUAGUAGGAAAAAGGGGUGAUAAAAGUGUGCAUAUCACAUAAUAAUCGAUAUAAAUUAAAGGACAAAAUAAUUGAUAAAAUUUGCUAAAAAUAGGAGAAAAAAUUAAAGGGAUAUGAAUCAUACAAUAUGAUUAAGAUAAAUAAGUAUAAUCAGAAAGUGACUUUAUCUAUAUUUACCUCUUUUUUUUUUCUUUUUUUUUUCUUUUUUUUUUUUGAGUAGCAAUUACAAUUUAUUUUUGAAUAGCUUUAUCUAUAUUUACUUGUGGACUGCUUUAUUUUCCUUUUUCGACGUAUGAUCAAAUAAUAUAUGCAUUAUUAUUAUUAUUUUUUUUUAAUAAUUCAUUAAUUAUUGUUACUACAGUACAACUUUUAUAAAUCUUAUUACACGACUCUGUGUUUGAUAACUACGUCAAUUUUUUAUUUUUUACCGAGGUUAAAUUUUUACCGAGAUUAAUUUUUACCGGUAAUAAUGCACGCAGUAGAAUUUCGGCUAUAAAUAUAGCUCCCUCAUUCUACCAUUUCUACUACUCAUUCUACCAUUCAUCUCAAACAAAAGACCUUCCUCACCUUAAUUUCUUACUCCUCAUUCUACAAUUUAUACGAGAAUACGACCAUUCAUCUCCAACAAAAAAAAAACCUUCGUCACCUUUCUUACUCCUCUUCUUCUUGAUCAAAACACGCAAUACUUGAAAUUUAAUAUGGAUGUUUCAAAGCCUAUUUUCUCCCUUAUAGUGUUUUGGCUACUACUUGGAGUCUUCAACCUCCACCUCACAGCCUCCGUUCCUGUCGAUGACAAUCGCCGCCACCUCACAAACUCCGUCUCCGUUGAUGUCUCCAAAGGACAUAAGAUAUCUCCAGUCUUUUUUGGCAUUUUUUUCGAGGAAAUCAACCAUGCUGGAGCCGGUGGGUUAUGGGCGGAGCUUGUGAGUAACACAGGAUUCGAAGCCGGAGGUCACUCUAUGCCUUCCUCAAUUAAUCCUUGGGCUAGAAUUGGUGAGGAUGAGGAUAUCUACAUCGUAACGGAGCUAGUGUCGUGCUUCAAACAUAACCCGGUUGCGUUACGGAUGGACGUACUUUGUGAACAAAGUACUUGUCCUCCGGGAGGGGUCGGGCUCUACAAUACCGGCUACUGGGGAAUGAACAUUGAAGAAGGUAAAAGUUACAUUGUGAUCUUUUACCUAAAAUCAACUCAACAAAUUGAUGCCUUUGUGGCAUUUGAACAAGAACUUUGUGAUAAAAUCAACUUUAAUUUGGUUCUUGUUCUUUUUUUUCUUCCACUAGUCAGCAUCAUCCAUUCUAAUGCUCUUCAGAACGUUGAUUAUCCAUUAAGUUCUCCCUAACGUUUUCCACUCUUGUGUCCAUGGUCAAGUUGCCAACAGCGUUGGAGUUGGAUGAUACAUGAUUUGGCAACAUAUGCCGGUCGCAUCCAGUUAUACCCUUCCCCACAAUAUCCGCGUGAGCAGUUGAAUUAGAAGGAUUCACCAAAUUCUGAUGUGUUGUGGAAUCACUUCCAAAUGGUGCUUUACUAUCGUGUUUCCUCUUCUUUGCAUCAUCAUCAAGAUGUUGCUUCCUUUUUUUGCUUGAUGGCCACACCAGCUUCAAUUCUGUCAAUCUUCGCUUCAUUGUACACCUCGAGACUGCAAAUUGUGGUCAUUUAAGAAAGACCAAGAAUCAAAACAUAAACUAUUUUUAUUUAACUACAAUUUGCUGAACAAAUUCAUGGAAUUAAAAGCACAUAACAUAAAUUUGUUCUAGGACCAAAAUUUUUAAUCAUAAAGUAACAUACCUCCAACUUGUUCUGCAGCUUCUUGGAAUGUCAUAUUUUUGGACCAAAAUGAUUGAAGCGUCUCUAGUGAAAUUUCUUUUCUUUUGUAACCCUUGAUGUCAUUUUGAAGGGUUUGGUUCUGCUCAUGCUCAUAAUUUCCUUGUUCACUUUCCAUAGUUGCAGAGUCACUUUGUAUAGCAGGGAUACUCUAACUUUCAGGAUUUGAAUGAAAUAUUGAAUACGUACUGUACUAGUAUAUGAGAAUUGAGAAGCAGCUACCAAUUUAUAAAAACUUUGAGCCUGAACCUACAUUAUUCUCCUAUUUCUUCCCACCGCCCCCCCCCCCC